UAAUUAUAUUGCUUGUUUGUCGACUGAGACACUAAUGUUUAUUAUUUGACAUUUCUGAUUUGUAAACUGCACAUGUAUUUUAAUAAAUAAUUCCGAUCCGAGCGGAUGAGUUGAUAUUUAAAAUACGUGUUCCAUCAUGGCAAUGGUUUUCUGAACACAGCUUGACCCUGCCACUUGGAAUUCUAAACUUCGAACCUUGAACUGUACUAACGUUCCUGUGCAUCUUUUUGGAUUUUCACGUGAAAAGCAUAAACGAUCUGCAUAAAGAUACAUAAGUUAUCGUGUGACUCAGCGAAUUGAUCAGAGAGCAUUAUUCUUGCAUUAUUUUUCAUGCGAACGGUUCUUAUCCUUAAGGUGAUUGCGAUACGAGAAACGAUCAAUCGGUAGCGUGUCGUAAAAAUAGUAAAACAAGAAACCUAUACGUCCUCGACUGUCGCACGUAUUUAUGCAAGAAAAACAGUAUUCUCUUUGAUCGUAAUUUAUUCUACUGGUCGCUCUCGUUCCAACGGUCAACGGUCGGUAUCGAUUCUGGGUCUCGGUUGAUAGAACCGAACGAACCUACCAUGCUACGUGUUCAACAUCUGUCACGCAGUUCUAUUGUAAAACACGAUGCAACGAUAUGAUGCCCAUACCGUUGUCGAAUCAUCGUUUCACGGUAGAAAAAUUGGUUGACGAUCGUAGAGAGAUUGAGUGUUGUUUAUUAAGUCGAGUGCGAGGAUUCACACUUAGGCAGGUUGCCUGAAACAAUCUCGCCAUGUAGUUUAAUAGACAGUCAGUGGAGAGAUGUUUUGGCACGUUGAAAAUUCGAUUCGGUGUAGUGGAAUCCGAUGUUUCUGAUUGAACGUCCUUUAUCUAAGGGAUUCUGUAAAACGUAACGGCACUAAAAUGUCCACGUUGAAAGUGAGCAUUCAGGACAAGAAAGACUUGGACAAGUUCACCAAAUUCUUGGCAUACAAAGCUGCUCAAAUUAUAGUGCAGUCGAGAUCAGGUGAAAAGGUCAAUACAAACUGCAAACCGAAUUCGUCUGGAACGGAUUGGUUCAACCUGGCUAUUCACGAAGUGCCAGAUGUCUUGGCAGAUGCUAAGAAAGUGCUCUGUGGAGAACUGAUCAAUUCGACUAUAUCACUUUGCAUUGAAAUUUCCUUGAGAACGAUCGAAGGCGACACAAUGGUUUUGGAAACGUGGAGUCUGGGUGUUUUACCUGAGCACAGCGAUCCCACUGUGAGAGUGACGUACACUGUAUAUAACAGAAUGGGUGUUUUGUUGAAGUCGUUACUGUCUGUAUCGAGAGUUACCCCAGCUUAUAAAUUGAGUAGAAGGCAGAGUCCGGAUUCCUAUGUUAUUUGUUAUAGAAUUUAUAUGGGAGAGCCUCAGCUACAUACACUGGGUGAUAAUUAUAAACAUGUUAGGGUAGGUCAGUUGUGUACGCCAGUAGGGACGAUUCAUUUAGCAGUAUCGUACAGAACGAAAAUGGCUAUCUCUCCGAGUCACACUGACCGCGACUCGAUAAUGCUAAAAAGCGACCACUUCCAUUCUGACUUGAGUCCGCGCCACGCGCGAUAUCAACAAAGCGAAGACAUAGCGAAAUCGUUGAAUGAACCCAUGAAAAACGUGGCGUUCGCACCUAAUCCUGUUAUCAUUAAGGAAGAGGACUACCUCAUACCGGAUAUACCUUUAGGCCCUUUGUUUUCUAAAAAAAAAUCAACGCCUACGGUCUCGAUGAGUGAAACUACAAAUACAAAGACUGCGACGACUACUGCUACUCUUGCUAGUACUUCUUCUACUGCUACCGCGACUGCGAUGGCGACUACUACGGACAGCAGCAACGGGAACAAUGAGAGGUUCGCGAACGACAACGCAACGUCGAAAUGCAACUCUCAGAACGAGUCGAGGAGAAGCAGUUACUCAAUGACUAGUGCCAACAAUGAUUUUAUUAUGGUAGAUUGGAAUCCGCCUUUCGCUACGACGACCCCAACCAGCGAGCUGUAUGAUUUCUAUCGCGAGUGCCAGAACGCGCCUCCGCUUCAGGGCUCCAUGGAGGAAAGAACGGUCGCCGAACAAAUCGGCGGAGACCUUACUCAAGUGUUGGAAACAUUCGAAGCGGAUCUGCACCGGUAUGAAGACAUUCUGUCGACAUUUUUUCCACCAGAGAACAAUAACUAAUAUCAAACGAUUACAAUGCAACAUUAGGUGCUUCGACGAGAAAUUGUUAAUAUACCUGUGCGCGCACGAGAAUGAAAGUGGAGAGUUUCGUUAGACUGACUUAUUUCUAUGUAGCGUGAAACAUUUGAUCGUGAGAAACGUAAAAAUAUGUUGAAGAAACCCGUUUUCAUUCUCCUGUACGCAUACAUACAUACAUACAUACGAUUGGUAUAUAAUGUCUCGCAAUAGAUUUGUGCAAAUUUUCGUUGCGAGCCCAGAGCAUUUCAAUAAAAUUUUUAGACAAACGCUAUCACCGCUUCUGAUUACCUACAUAAAUCAAUUGAAUUCAGUAAUUCAAUAAGAGUUUCAUUUGUACGUGUAUAGAACUGAGGAAAGACCGACUAGUUUGAAAGAUACAUCCGAAAGAGGAAGAUCGACUAGUUUGACUGAUACAUCCGGCUUGUAAAUACCAUUUCCAUUUCCUUUGAAUUUUCAAUCUGUCUGGUAGAUAAAAAUUAUUUCAUUUCACACCGUGAACUUUUUAUGUGAACGAAUGAUAUAUAUAUUUUCACGUAUCGUCCGUUCAUAUAAAUUGUAUUUCUCCAAGUACGUUGUAAGCACACUCUUAAAGGACUUAUUAAAUGAUACAAAUUUAUGGAUGAGCGAUAGUUAGCUAAUGUAUUUCGAAAGUUAACUUAUUGCUUGUACAUAGUGUAAAUUGUAUUUUAAUGUUACGAUCAUCAUGAAACAAUUAAAUGCGAUAUAAAUUUUUAAUGUUUAAUUAUUUCGAUCACUUAAAAUGAAUCAGGCUGUGCUAGCUAUUCGCGAAUAAAACGCUUUAAGACACGCUGAAUUAUAUAAUUUAAUCGACCGCUCCUAAUUAUAAGAUAACAUCUGUAGAGUAAUAAACGAUUGUAAGAAAAAAUGAAA
Messenger RNA from Ceratina calcarata, 3072 nucleotides. RefSeq names its product Autophagy-related 13 (gene Atg13). The coding region runs from base 886 to 2163 and encodes 425 amino acids. The transcript is spliced from 5 exons. Gene Ontology annotation, biological process: autophagosome assembly; piecemeal microautophagy of the nucleus; protein localization to phagophore assembly site. Gene Ontology annotation, cellular component: cytosol; phagophore assembly site; Atg1/ULK1 kinase complex. NCBI's taxonomy places the organism in Eukaryota, Metazoa, Arthropoda, Insecta, Hymenoptera, Apidae. The record is from RefSeq and is a predicted model, not a curated record.